AUGAGAGCCCGGGAGAUGGAAGAGAGGGUCACGUACGCUGACCUGCGCUUCACCCCUGCACAAGCUCCUCCGCAGAUGAAGCCGCUGCCCUGGCGCUGUGCAGCCCUCAGCCUGGCUCUCCUUUUCCUGCUGCUCCUGCUGGUGCAGACCGUCCUCGUUGGCUUGAGCUUCCACCUUCUAGGGCAACUGUCGGGCUGCAGCUAUGAUCCCUGGAGCACAGAGGAGACCCUCAGCUAUGGGCAACAGACUCUGCAAGGACAAUGCCAGUUCUGCCCGGCCGGCUGGAUAUGGGAUGCAGGGCACUGCUACUACUUCUCCUCUGCCAAGAAGACCUGGGAGCAGAGCAAAGAGGACUGCUGCUCCAGAGAGGCUCAUCUGGCCACCGUCCGAACCAACAGCACCCUGGUGUUCCUGGCACGCGUGUCCGGUAUGGAUGUGUUCUAUGUGGGGCUCAAGCGUGACGGCCUCCGGGCUGACUGGAAGUGGCUGGACGGCACCAGGCUGAAAGGGCUCUUCCCAGUCCAGCGUGUCACCAGCUCUUUCCUGGCCUGCGGGAGGGUGUCGGGCUCGGGGCUGUCGAGCGGCCCGUGCGGGGAGGCGCACGGCUGGGUGUGCGAGACGCGGGCGCUCCCGCUGCAGCGGCUGCCGUCCUCACCCGCCGCCUUUCUCUGGGGGAACACCACCUACACCUGCGUGAAGCCCUGGUGA
Molecule: messenger RNA, 708 nt
Organism: Nothoprocta perdicaria
Lineage: Eukaryota; Metazoa; Chordata; Aves; Tinamiformes; Tinamidae
Product: killer cell lectin-like receptor subfamily G member 1
Exons: 6
Coding region: 1-708 (235 amino acids)
Source: RefSeq, a predicted model, not a curated record